Messenger RNA from Malassezia pachydermatis, 765 nucleotides. RefSeq lists its product as hypothetical. NCBI's taxonomy places the organism in Eukaryota, Fungi, Basidiomycota, Malasseziomycetes, Malasseziales, Malasseziaceae. The transcript has a single exon. The record is from RefSeq and is a predicted model, not a curated record. The coding region runs from base 1 to 765 and encodes 254 amino acids.
AUGCAGCGACGCGGAAAGCAGGCAUUAGGGAGGGUGUCUGCUUUGCAAUUGAGCAGCAAUGCCAGUACAGAACGGAGUUAUGGCCUUGAUGUGGAUGAGCGCCGACCUUCUGUGCACAGCGCCCCACCGCAACAGGUCCACUUCGGCUCAGAUACACGUCUCCCUCCGCCAUCGUACUUGUUCCGUGCAUCGGAACGCGACGCACGUGAAGGCGGGCAUGAUCAUGACGAUCUAAAGCGCCGUACGGUCUCGUCGAUGCAGCCUGAAAUGCAGGGAUAUCUCCCCACUCCUGGUGGCACACCUCGUGUAUUCCUGCCUCAAAAUGCAGCGCUUCCGUCCCCAGCUUACCAUACUUGUCAUAUCGGUCAGGGUAUGAUGCAAGCAAACAUGGAUCGCACGAAUGGUGCUGCUGAUACAUCCUCGCGGACGGCCGAUACCUCGAUCGAUGGAAGUACCAUACAGCCCAAGUCACCUGUGAACAAGAUGAACUUCCUCUCUCUUUUUGCAGACUUUUAUGACUCCCUGUCGGAUAGUCGAUCACUAAAAGCCACGUUGGAGCAUCAGAUUCGGGCCAGCAAUACAUUGCUCCAGACGCUACAGCGAUCCAGCAAGGUGCUCGAAGAAGCGGUGGACCAGCGGUUGCAACAAGAAACGAAGGCUUGGGAGACGCGGCUCCAACGAAUGGAAUCUCGUUUGAACGAAUUAGAGGCAAGGUUGUCAUCGUCCAAGUCGGACAAAACUCUGUCGCCCAAGAAUGGUUCAUGA